AAGAAAUUCCCCGAUUCCCUCAUCGGAGAGCAGAAAUGGAGAGAACGACGCUUCUCUGUUCUUCCAGUCCAAUCUCUUCACCCCCAACCUUCCUCCGUAAUCCUCCCUCUCUCAUCAGUCCUUUCCAAAACCAGCUUUCUUGCUCUGUCUCAAUUCCGUCGCAUGUUCGGUAUCCUCUCACCAGGCUCCUUACUCACCGCCGUGCCUUUUCACCGUCACACAGCUCCGCUGCACAAGAAGUUAUUGAAACGAAUGAGAUAGCAUCUGGUUUUGUUGAGAUUGGCUUCAUACUUGGUGUUCAUGGGAUUCAAGGGGAGGUUUGUGUAAAACCCAACACUGGUUUUCCUGAGUUACGGUUUCGCAAGGCUGGCCAAAGAUGGUUAAGGCAGCAAGUUUCAGGUACUGAAACAAUUCAAGAAGUGGAGCUUGUUGAAGGAAGGGAACACCCUGGGCGGAAUGGUUGGAUACUUAGGUUCAGGGGAGUUGAUACAGUAGAUCAGGCUAGGCAACUUGUUGGUUCAACUUUACUUGUAAAGGAAGAUGAUAGACCACUGUUGGAAGAAGAUGAAUUUUAUACUCGUGAUCUUGUUGGAAUGAGAGUGAUUCUCAAGGCUGGCCAAAGAUGGUUAAGGCAGCAAGUUUCAGGUACUGAAACAAUUCAAGAAGUGGAGCUUGUUGAAGGAAGGGAACACCCUGGGCGGAAUGGUUGGAUACUUAGGUUCAGGGGAGUUGAUACAGUAGAUCAGGCUAGGCAACUUGUUGGUUCAACUUUACUUGUAAAGGAAGAUGAUAGACCACUGUUGGAAGAAGAUGAAUUUUAUACUCGUGAUCUUGUUGGAAUGAGAGUGAUUCUCAAGGAAACUGGUGAACUUCUAGGAACUAUUGCUGAUGUUUUCAACACCGGAGCAAAUGAUCUUUUACAUGUCAUGCUUGAAUCAUCUGUAUUUAUGCCUGAUGAAAGUGGAAAGUCUGAUCCAACAGAAACUGGUGCUGCUGGACCCCUUGUUUGGAUACCCUUUGUUGAGGCAAUUGUUCCUAAUGUUGACUUGAUUAGAAGAGAAAUGGAGAUCACACCUCCAAAGGGACUCCUUCAGGAUGUGAUGAUAAGGUUUGUCGCCCCAGUCUUAUUUGCAUAUUUUGAUGCAAGGUGGUGAUUGACACAUUAUCUGAUUCCAUCAAUAUGUCUGUUCUUGUUAGUGUCAGUGCAAAGCUACUAUAGUUUUUGGAUUCUAUCAGUUCUAGAGUUCUUUGACAUUUUUGAAGGUUUUUUUCUUUUUUUUGGUUGAGUUGGGUUUUGUAAGGACAUGAUGAUAGAGAUCAUGACACCCAGUCUCACUUGCUUUUGC
Rubroshorea leprosula is the source of this 1346-nucleotide messenger RNA. Lineage: Eukaryota; Viridiplantae; Streptophyta; Magnoliopsida; Malvales; Dipterocarpaceae. The record is from the annotation of a GenBank genome assembly.